Molecule: messenger RNA, 1026 nt
Organism: Fonsecaea multimorphosa CBS 102226
Lineage: Eukaryota; Fungi; Ascomycota; Eurotiomycetes; Chaetothyriales; Herpotrichiellaceae
Exons: 1
Coding region: 1-1026 (341 amino acids)
Source: RefSeq, a predicted model, not a curated record
AUGUCAAACUCAUGGGGUGAGCCUACCUGGAGUGCUGACGAGCGGGUCCGGCGGUUCAACCAAGAGGUAACGUUUUCCGGCUACGAGUCCUCAAUAAACGGCGAUGAAGUCGAGGAGAGCGGCCCAAGAGGCAGAAUUCCACAAUAUCCUUUUUCACAACCGAAGCGACAAAGAACAUCUGCAACGGUGUCGUUGGCGCGUACCUCAUCUCUGGCUUCUUCAAACAUGUCGCCUCCAUCCAGCUCCGCGCCAGUCCGAGUCAAAAGUGAAGCCGCAGUGCUGGCUCUUGAGCAAUUACAGACUAAGCCGCCCGAGGAGAGAGUGAAAGUAUACGUAGGCAAGAACAACACCGCGAUGGAAGUGGGCCUCAAAGAUCUCGACAAGUCACCUGUGCUGAAGUCUCUGAUCAGCAAACUCGGCACGCCUGGUCCCUACAUCAUGCAUCCGGAACUGAUGAGUGUCGAUGCGGCCCACUUUCACUCGAUCCGCGAGUUUCUACUCACGAAUGAAUAUAUGCCGGCCCUCGUCAACAACCCUCAUGGGGAAAAUAUCCUUCCAAAGCAACUCGAUAAUUGCGCCACCCCUGAACACUACAGAAAUGAGGCGCUAAGGGCGGGAACCUUAUAUGUUAUCGCGGAGAGACUAAGGAUGAGCACUUUACAGGAACUCGUCUUUCGGAAGAUCACCCAGGCACAGUUCCACCCAUACGGUGCCAAAUGUCUUCUUGACUUGGCUAUGGUCAUCUUCUCGCGGCCCGAGCCAACCGAACUGAAUCGAAACGAGAAUCUCAAGCAAGCGGAAGGCGAUAGCGAGAAUGAGGCAACGGAUCCUCUAGAGAAUUGGCUCGUCGAAUCGCUCAAGGACCAAUUUCAGACGAUGAUGAUCAAUCAUGCUCGGCAAUUCUUUCGCGUGUCAAAUCACGGCGCUUGUAGGAAACGAGAAUUCGGUCCCAGGAUCUUAAGGAGCAAAGUCGAGGACUGGGAUGCACUAGGCCCAGAUGUCGUCGCGAUUGAAGACGAUGAAUGA